This is a messenger RNA of Grammomys surdaster, 4544 nucleotides long. RefSeq names its product Rho GTPase activating protein 27 (gene Arhgap27). The record is from RefSeq and is a predicted model, not a curated record. Gene Ontology annotation, molecular function: protein binding. Gene Ontology annotation, cellular component: cytoplasm. Gene Ontology annotation, biological process: signal transduction; regulation of GTPase activity. The transcript is spliced from 18 exons. Lineage: Eukaryota; Metazoa; Chordata; Mammalia; Rodentia; Muridae. Bases 578 to 3187 code for a protein of 869 amino acids.
UGGACAGUGACUCUUCCUCCGACAAGGAUGAGGGUCAGUGGGAGCGUAAUCUGGCCAGAAGCUGAGAGAAACUGCCUCCCCCGCAGAUCUCCAUCCAGGCCCUGCCACCGCCUCCUCCCCGGAGACAGCCAGGUGUGGCCCAGGAUCCCGAGGAAGAGGGGGAAGGGUGGCGUCUCUCCUCCUAGAGCGCUGGCCCGGCCCAGAGGGGACAGGAAGCCAGGACACCGGGGAUUGUCUCUUGCAAGCACAGCCCAGCCCCAGCUUGGGAGGAAGUUCUGCGGAGCGCUCUCCGCCGGUUGUAUUGUUGAACAGGAAACAGGGCAUCGCCGAAGCAGGGCUGUGGAGCAGGCAGCGCCGGACGCGGACCCCACGCGCGUCUGCCGGGACAAGUGGAAGCUAGGCCAGCGGGCGAAAGUUCUAAGAGUCUCCUGUUUUGUGCGGUUUCUUCAGUCUCAGUCCUUGGAAGUCCCGCCCACAGAUAUGGUAGAGACCUAAUCUGCAGCCCUUCGCCAGCCCCGCCCAUCCAGCCCAUGGGCAGCCUGAGAUCUUCCCAGCUAACGAAAGCGCGGUGGCCGCGAUGGCGGCGGACGUCGAGGGGGACGUGUACGUGCUGGUGGAGCACCCCUUCGAGUACACGGGCAAAGACGGGCGCCGUAUCGCCAUCCAACCCAACGAGCGUUACCGACUGCUGCGCCGCAGCACCGAGCACUGGUGGCACGUGCGGCGGGAGCCCGGGGGUCGCCCCUUCUACCUCCCGGCGCAGUACGUACGCGAGCUGCCCGCGCUCGGCGACCCGGCCCCGGCCCCGCAGCCUUCCGUACCGCAGCAGCGCCCCGCAGUCCCGGAGCCUCUGGCCUACGACUACCGCUUCGUGAGCACCCCGGUGGGCGCCGAUGGGUCCUCUACCGAGCCCCGGGGCCGCGCCAGCUCCCUGUGUGGUCCUGCACGACAGCGUACCGGUGGCCAACGCAACAGCCUGGCUCCGGGAGGGCCCGCCUGCCUGUACGUGCGGCCCGCCGCACCGGUGCGACCGGCGCAGUCCCUGGAUGACUUGGCGCGCGGCGGCACCGCGCCCCCUGCCGGCCUCCUCGGCAGCGCGGGCCACUUCAAGGCCUCCAGCGUGGCGGGCUCCUGGGUUUGCCCGCGGCCCCUGGCUCGUAGCGACUCCGAGAAUGUCUACGAGGCCAUCCCCGACUUGCGAUGCCCUCCGCAGGCGGAGAGCCCAAAGCAGGUAGACGACCCCCCGGAACCAGUGUAUGCCAACGUAGAGAGGCAACCUCGGGCCACAUCGCCACGCUCUGCUGCAGCUCCUCCUCGUCUCAGCCCGGUGUGGGAGACGCACACGGACGCGGGCACUGGGCGCCCCUACUACUACAACCCCGACACGGGCGUGACCACCUGGGAGUCACCCUUUGAAACCCCUGAAGGCGCCACCAGCCCGGCCACCUCCCGGGCCUCUGUGGGCAGCGGGGAGAGCCUGGAGACAGAGUGGGGCCAGUACUGGGAUGAGGAGAGCCGCAGGGUGUUCUUCUACAAUCCCUUGACCGGUGAGACGGCCUGGGAGGACGAGACCGAGGAGCUGGAGGAAGAUACCCAGGAACAACUGGAGAUGCAACCCAGCCUGAGCCCGAGAAGCCCCGGGCAGCAGAGGCCCCCGACUCCUGAAACAGACUACCCCGAAUUACUGGCCAGUUACCCCGAAGAGGACUAUUCUCCUGUGGGCUCCUUCAGUGAUCCUGCCCCCACUUCUCCUUUGGUUGUGCCUCCUGGCUGGUCCUGUCAAAUUACCCCAGAUAAGAAGAUGCUCUACACCAACCAGUUCACUCACGAGCAGUGGAUAAGGUUGGAGGACCAGAAGGGGAACCCAUAUUUCUACAACACAGAGGACUCCUCUGUUCAGUGGGAGCUGCCCCAGGUCCCAAUCCCUGCUCCUCGAAGUGUCCGCAAAUCCAGCCAGGAUAGUGACACUCCAGCCCAGGCUAGCCCUCCAGAGGAGAAGAUUAAGACCCUGGACAAGGCAGGAGUCCUCCAUCGGACCAAGACUGUAGACAAAGGAAAGAGACUUCGGAAGAAACACUGGAGCGCCUCCUGGACAGUGCUGGAGGGCGGGGUCCUGACCUUCUUCAAGGAUUCAAAGACCUCAGCUGCAGGCGGCCUGAGGCAGCCUUCCAAACUCUCCACCCCUGAGUAUACGGUCGAACUGAAGGGGGCCUCUCUCUCUUGGGCCCCCAAAGACAAAUCCAGCAAGAAGAAUGUGCUGGAGCUUCGAAGCCGAGAUGGCUCAGAGUACCUGAUCCAGCAUGACUCAGAAGCCAUCAUCAGCACCUGGCACAAGGCCAUUGCCGAAGGCAUCGAGGAGCUGUCUGCAGACCUGCUCCAAGGGGAGGAAGGUGAGCCCAGGAGUGCUGAUUUCGGGUCCAGUGAGCGCCUCGGAAGCUGGCGGGAGGAGGAUGUGCGACCGAACGCAGUCUCACCCUCGCUCAGCCCCGGAGGCCUGGAAAGCGACUUGAGCAGGGUCCGGCACAAGCUCCGUAAAUUCCUACAGAGACGACCCACUCUGCAGUCUUUGCGGGACAAGGGCUACAUCAAAGACCAGGUGUUUGGAUGCGCGCUGGCUCAACUGUGUGAACGCGAGAGGAGCCCUGUGCCACGCUUCGUGCAGCAAUGCAUCCACACCGUCGAGGCCCGGGGGCUGGACAUUGACGGGCUGUACCGCAUCAGUGGGAACCUGGCCACCAUCCAGAAGCUGCGCUAUAAGGUUGAUCACGAUGAACGCUUGGACCUGGACGAUGGGCGCUGGGAAGACGUCCACGUGAUCACAGGUGCCCUGAAGCUCUUCUUCCGAGAGCUGCCGGAACCCCUGUUUCCCUUCUCGCACUUCCACCAGUUCAUAGCAGCCAUCAAGCUGCAGGACCCAGCCCAGCGCAGCCGCUGUGUGCGUGACCUGGUGCGCACGCUGCCAGCCCCCAACCACGACACGCUCCGACUGCUCAUCCAGCAUCUGUGCCGGGUGAUCGAGCAUGGCGAGCAGAACCGUAUGUCUGUGCAGAAUGUGGCCAUAGUGUUCGGCCCCACGCUGCUGCGGCCUGAGACGGAGGAGGCCAGCAUGCCCAUGACCAUGGUGUUCCAGAACCAGGUGGUGGAGCUCAUCCUACAUCAGUGCGCAGACAUCUUCCCACCUCACUGACUGUGGACCCUGGGUUAGCUGGAGGCCGUGAGGCUGGACCUCCUCUGAGGCUCUCCGCUUCCCACCCCGCUGCACUGUGACUUCAACACCCCUCGAUUCAGAGGGUACGGUGACCCCUGGUGGGCAGUUCAUGAAAUGUGAUUUCUCCCUCUCGCGUCCCCUUUCUUAAGGGCCCUGUCCUCGAUUACAGCGCCACCUAGUGUGUGGAUGUGAGAAUAGGCCUAGGGGCGGGAGGUGUAUGUUUGUUUUCUAGUCCCUCCCACCUCGGCUGGGAGAAGGGAUUUGGUGAGGGCAUUCUGGUUUCCUCAGGCCUGCACCUGGUCAGGCCUUGGUGGAGACCCUGUAGGCCCUGUGCUAUGUAGGAAGUCAUGAAGCAGCUACUGACAUUGUCUCUGCUGCCGGGGGAGGAUUGACCCUGGCCGCCAGCCCUGGCCACUGACUGCUUUCCUCAGCCUUACGCUCCAGUGCCACCCUGAUACAGGCCACCUGAGACCUUUUCCUAUGUUUCCCUCUCUCCCUGGGCCACACCCGUUCUCUAAAGAAGUUCUUCAUACUAACCACAUGCCAACCCUGCACCUGGUCCACGUGGUUCCAGGGAUCUGGGGCUUGCAGAAGUCAAAUUACUUCCGAGGUGCAUAGGUGAUCUGAUUCCCUGCAAAGGCUAUCCCGACAGCAAGCCCAGCUUCUAGAGGAGGAAGUGAUGCCCCAGCCCCACUGGGGCAGUACAGCCUGUAGGUAGACCAGAGUAAAUACACUGGAGCACUUUGUGCAGGUUAGAGGUUGGGAACCUCUGAAGGCAGCAGGGAACCUACUACAACUGUUUGGGGAGGGACAGCAUAAAUAGAAGCCCCCAGCUGCUGUCUGCACCCUGGCUGGAUGCCUACCUGGUACCCACUUGCCAAGCAGAGCUAGGAGAGGCCUGUCUGGGAGGUCACAGCCUUAGGCAAACAGUUGAACCUGUGUGUCAGUUGCCCGCUGCCUCCCUUAUGCACAUACCACCUCAGUUUAUGGAUCUGAGCCCCUAGCUCCACCCACCCUCACUGACUCAACAAACAAUAAUAGCUAAUAUUUAUUGAGCAUUCAUACUACGGCAGCCUUUCCCACGGGUUUCUCCCUUGGUUUCAUGCAGUCUGUAUUUAUUGUGGGUCCUCAUGUGCCAGGCACUGUGCUCUGGGGCAGGAGUUCUACACAUGUGUUCUGGAGCUUGGGGCCCAGUGAGUGUGGCUGAUGGAAGCCCCGCCCUGAUGGUAGCAGGGCGCAGAAGAGAACAAAUAGAGGCCUCUUGCUGUACACCUAUAUAUUUAAAGUCCUAAGGCAAGCUAAUAACUAACUGUUAAAUAAAAUGUUUAUUCUCCUA